GGCGAGGGUUUCACUACCUAAUUGAUUUCCUUGUCGUUACCUUACGCAGUAGUACCACGAAGUAGGCAUCCAAAGGGAGCAUCCUGCACCAUGGACGUCGUCACCAUACCAAAGCCGUGGAAAUUAUUUCUAAAGGAAAAAAAUAUUUUUCUUUUAUGCCUUUUCCUUUUAAACCAUGUCUCCAAAAUGAAUGCAGAGGACAGUGGAAUGGAAGAACUUGCCACCGAGAAAGAGGCAGAGGAAAGUCAUCGGCAGGACAGCGUGAAUUUAUUGACAUUCAUUUUAUUGCUGACAUUAACUAUUUUAACCAUCUGGCUUUUCAAACAUAGAAGAGUCCGUUUUCUUCACGAAACUGGCCUGGCGAUGAUAUACGGCCUGUUGGUGGGGGUGAUUCUGCGCUAUGGCAUCCCCUCCACCAGUUACCACCACAAGACGCCCCCUAGCUGCUCGCUGAAAGAGGGGCCCGUCUCCACGCUGCUGCUGAACGUCAGUGGCAAAUUCUUUGAGUACACGCUCAAGGGUGAGAUCAACUCGCACGAUAUCCACAAUGUCGAGCAGAACGACAUGCUGCGCAAGGUAACCUUUGAUCCGGAAGUAUUCUUCAACAUUCUGCUGCCUCCAAUCAUUUUCCAUGCUGGAUAUAGCCUCAAGAAGAGACAUUUCUUCAGAAACCUGGGCUCCAUCAUAACUUACGCAUUCCUCGGAACAGCCAUUUCAUGCUUCGUCAUCGGGAAUCUGAUGUAUGGUGUGGUGAAACUGAUGCAGGCCAUUGGUCAGCUGACUGAUAAGUUUUACUACACAGACUGCCUGUUCUUUGGAGCCGUCAUCUCCGCCACUGACCCAGUCACGGUGCUGGCCAUCUUUAAUGAGCUGCACGCCGAUGCAGACCUGUACGCCCUGCUGUUUGGAGAGAGCGUCAUGAACGAUGCCGUGGCCAUCGUCCUCUCCUCAUCUAUUGUGGCCUAUCAGCCAAGUGGAGCCAACACACACACCUUUGAUGCGGCGGCUUUCUUUAAGUCAGUGGGCGUUUUCCUGGGAAUCUUCAGCGGUUCCUUUGCCAUGGGCGCAGUCACUGGUGUAGGAACAGCACUGGUCACCAAGUUCACUAAGCUGCACUGCUUCCCUCUGCUGGAGACCGCCCUCUUCUUCCUCAUGUCCUGGAGCACCUUCCUGCUGGCAGAGGCCUGUGGAUUCACAGGUGUGGUGGCUGUGCUGUUCUGUGGGAUUACCCAGGCCCACUACACACACAACAACCUGUCUGAGGAGUCCACCAAGCGCACCAAACAGCUGUUUGAGGUGCUGCACUUCUUGGCUGAGAACUUCAUUUUCUCCUAUAUGGGCCUGGCCCUGUUCACCUUCCAGAACCACAUCUUCAGCCCCAUCUUCAUCGUGGGGGCUUUUCUGGCCAUCUUCAUCGGCCGGGCCUCCAACAUCUACCCGCUGUCGUUCCUGCUCAACCUGGGCCGCCGCCACAAGAUCAGUGGGAACUUCCAGCACAUGAUGAUGUUCGCAGGUCUGCGAGGAGCCAUGGCGUUUGCGCUGGCUAUCCGGGACACGGCCACCUAUGCCCGCCAGAUGAUGUUCACCACCACCCUCCUCAUCGUCUUCUUCACCGUCUGGGUGUUUGGUGGUGGCACCACCCCCAUGCUGUCCUGGCUGCAUAUUAGGGUUGGAGUGGAUCCCGACCAGGAUCUCCAGCAGUGUGGGGACAGCUUCCAGGUCCUGCAGGGAGAUGGCGCUCAGGGGGAGGGCCCGAGUAAGACGAAGCAGGAGAGCGCCUGGCUCUUCCGCCUGUGGUACACCUUUGAUCACAACUACCUGAAGCCUAUCCUGACCCACAGUGGGCCACCCCUCACCACCACUCUGCCCAGCUGCUGUGGUCCACUGGCCCGAUGCCUGACCAGUCCUCAGGCCUAUGAGAACCAGGAGCAGCUCCCUGACAACGACUCGGACCUCAUCCUGAACGACGGCGACCUGACACUGACGUACGGUGACACGGCCAUCACGGCCAAUGGGGCCUCUGGCGUCGACGGGGCCUCCAGGGGAGCAGGAGGCGGUCCGCGCUGGAGCCUGAACGGCCGGCGCAGCGGCAGUACGUCGGAGGAGGCCCUGGAGCGCGAGCUGGACCCCCGCGAGCAGGAGCUGAUCAGCCGUGGCACGCGCCUUGUCUUCCCCAUCGAGGACCAUGCCUGAGACGCAGUCCCUCAGCGCAGCCCCAUAUGUCUCCCAAACACAACCAACCAACCCAACCCAACCCCUACACCCUAAAGACUGACAGACCAGCCCCUCCCCCGUCCCUAUGAUGCUUCUCCCCUCCACCCUGAACUCUUUGCACCCCUACAAGACAGAUCAGGCGAAGAAGAAAACCCAAAGCCAGAGACACACGGAGUAGAGAUGAUAAUGAAGGUUGAGGAGAAAGAGGAAGCGAGAGAAAGAAAGGUAAAAGGUAGAAUUAGAGAGGAAGGAAGGAUAGGAAGGAAAGAGAGAGAGGGAGGAAGAUAGAUGAGCGGGUGGGUUUAACAGUGAAGCCUUUGUCUUGAAGAGAUCCAGUAUCAUUCCAUUUUCAUGACUGCAGUGAAUGGGUGGUGAAGCAUAGUGAGGGGCCCUGGAGGACCUAGCUGGCCACCCCCAGGAAGAACUGAACUGAAUGACGUAACAUUACAUACUGUGAAUCUGUACUAUAUUCCCUCUGUCUGAAUGUGGAAAGCAGAGGAUUGGGGAGACUACCCCCGCCCUUGGUUCGGCUGUCGUGCCAGGGAACCGCCUUGCCUGUCCCCGGAGAUGUGGAAAAAUGGCUCCAAUCAUGUACUGCUGCUUGACGGUGUGUGACUCCGUGGCCAUCAUGGCGUGGAGUCCAAGUGUUGUGGCAUAGAGGCUUGUGCAUAGUCAUUUCCUUCCUGUUAGUGCAAUCUUGUCUCAUCUCAAUAUGUCUCCAUUGGUCAGUCCUAGCGCAAGUGGAGCGGCACUACUGCUACAACCCCCCCCCCCCCCCCCCCCCGUGGCUGCGUGAAGCCGAGGACCUGACUAACACACACACACACCAGUUCUACUAUAUCACCCACCUGUACAAACAGAACCAACAAAUGGCUUCUGCAUCAGCUUGUAGACUAGAGCCCUGGUCUGUCUCAUAUGGCAUCACAUGUUACAGCCAUAUAAUGUUAUUAAUAUCUAUUCAGGCUCUUUCAUCUCUAUUGUUUUUUUUAUUUUUAUUUUUUAUUAUUAUAAUGUAUUUCUUCAAUCCCUAUGGGAACGUCAGCCAUGUUGGGUUGAGCCCAUGUGCACAGUGAAAUCUGCAGUGAAAAAAGAAUUCUAUUUACAUUUGUUAACCCUUGUGGACUGCCCGUACUUAAACCGCAGAGUGAACGUAUGUUCACACAACAUCCUGACCAAUCUUUUCCGACUGGAUCUAGGGGUAUUUCCCCUUGGAAAUGCUCAGAAAGCAUCCUCAGUGAAUCACCGCGCUCCUGUUUUUCCAGGUGGUCUUUGGGAAUGCAGCCAGUGGCUGCUCCGCGUGUUGUUGUGGAUGUAAGAGGAACUGAUGUAGAUCUAAUGCCUGCAGCUUCCUGCAAACGCGUGUGGCCAAUGCAAAUGCUCCUAUCUGUAAUCUGAUGACGACGAUCAGGCUGCCAUGUUCAGUAUGUAGCUGUAGAGUAACCUUAAUGAUAUGGAUGGCUGGAUUAAAAAAGGAAAAAUAGCCUUGAAUACCCCCAGCUAAAUAGCCAUUACUUCACAGUACUUUCUCGCGGUCUUUAUUUGCAUCAUCAAUGAUGCAAAAGGCUCUAACUUUGUGUAACUUUUUGUUACUUACAGACCCUAUAAUAUCAAGGAUCUUUGUCUACAGGGAAUCCACAUAAGUUAUUAUUUUGAAAAACUUCUUGUGGCUACUGUGAUAACUUUCUCCCCACACUUUCCUUUUCUAUUAUUAUUAUUAUUAUUAUUAUUAUUAUGUUUACUUUGAAGCCAUAGGGAGAACACAAACAGUCCACGCCAUUUUUAUUGCAGCCAUUGGCUUUCCUCCAACAAUUGUAAAUAUGAGUGUCCGGCUCCCGUGGCUGCUAUAUUCGGGGGCCCUUUAGGGACCCUUGCAGCUGUCUGGGAUCUGUGCCGCAGCCGUGCGCAGCAGGGGAAGGCGAAGCUCCUCAAGCACUUUAGCUGCAGCUGAGCUGCAGUCCAAACGCUGUCUAAAAGGAAGGGUCCAGGGCACAAGAGUGUUAAUGCGAUAUUAUGCAUAUGGGGUUCUAGUCCCAUCUGCUGAUAAUGUAAUGCUAACUCUCGCUAAUGGCUUGUGUGUGUAGAGCAAAUCUCAUUGUUGAAGGAAGCUGGUGCCCUUUGUGUACCAACUCGUUCCCACUGUGUGUGUGUUUGAGUGUGUUCUCUCCGUGCAAUGUACAGAAUGUUAGUGUUGGUGGGUUGCAUUGAGAACUCUGCAUAUAAACCCUACUAGAAGAGGCCAGUCUAUUUUAAGGCUAAUCUGAAUUUGAGAUAUAAGAUGAAGAUCGGCGAUAGGGAGGGAAGGAAGGAAGGGGCUUGUGUUUGAGUGGCAGCUCACACCAGUGAGAGGAAUUUCUGUGGGGGAACAGGUCAUGUUAUCUUGCUCCUCCUUUGUAACCACAUCUUGGAUUCGCACUGCUUGGAAAACAUCUGGAAGAAGGAAAAGUAAAAAGAAAAACCGCCAUGACACCCAACUGUGAAUGCUGGGCCUCUGUUUGGUAUCAGGCCUGUCUGGGACUAGAGCCUCAUAUGCGAGUGCUAAUGCUAAUGUCUCCUCAGCUCAGCUAUCACAACACCACUCAAGCAGCAUCAGUGACUAACUACUUAGCUUUUAGCUGCAGCAAGCAGACUGCAGCCAGCUCCACUAAUUUAACUGAACGCGACUCUUGUAUUCAAAAUCAACUGUCCCAGCAUAGGCCACAUGACUAGGCUACUCACUUGGAGUACUACUCACACAUAGGUGCCAGUUGCUUCACGCUGGGUGUUAAUGAGCAGACAGACAACUGUGAGAAUGCCCAUUUGUUCCCAUGUAAACUGUUACAUUUGCCUAUAGCUUCUGAGACGCUGCUUACCAGGUUGAGUCUGGGCUGGCAAAUCAACCACUGAUCUGAUGAGAAGAAUGACGUGUGAAGCGGAUGAAAUUGGAAUUUGAGCUGUUUGAACACAGGAAGUAGGAAGCCACAGACUUCAUUGUUGGAAAACUUUGACCCGCAUGUGGUGCAAUGCCCUGUGAAAUGAACCCUUGGACUAGGAGCUAUUCACUUCAUUCGUGCUUUGUGCGUCACAACCACUUAGGUCAUUUGGCAGGGGAAGAAAAAUAAAUUGUAAAUAUGGUCAGGACCUCAUCAAGCUGUCUCCUAUACUGUAGCAAUCAUGUUUUACUUGCAAUACCCUGCAUGCUGAUGUAUUUCUUAGUUCAAUAUGUACAGGGGACCAUCAUUUUGUCAACGAUCUGAAAUGUGUGUAGAGGAAGAAGAUGCACUGUAAUAAACCUGAGAAUUUCCCCCUUAUAAUCAAUCAGACAUAAAUGCAUUAAGUCUGGAACUGGUCAGUCUUGUCGAAUUUGUGGUAUGCAUUAAAUAAGAAUUAAAACAAACAAAAAAGUACAGUAUAUCCUUCAGUUGAUGCCCUAGCAAUAUUGCUUUCUUUUAUAUGGCAUUAAAUAAAACAGACAUCAACAGA
This is a messenger RNA of Alosa alosa (allis shad), 5673 nucleotides long. RefSeq names its product solute carrier family 9 member 7 (gene slc9a7). Bases 91 to 2193 code for a protein of 700 amino acids. Lineage: Eukaryota; Metazoa; Chordata; Actinopteri; Clupeiformes; Clupeidae. The record is from RefSeq and is a predicted model, not a curated record. Gene Ontology annotation, biological process: proton transmembrane transport; sodium ion transport; regulation of pH. The transcript has 16 exons. Gene Ontology annotation, molecular function: sodium:proton antiporter activity. Gene Ontology annotation, cellular component: recycling endosome; membrane.